AUGACUUCCCUAAGGUGCACAAAGGCGGCUCUCCGCUCCGACCCAUCGUGUCGCUCAAAAGGUACUCCAAAGUACGGACUGACUAAGUGGCUGUUCUGGCGUCUCAAAUUCCUGACCGCUGAGUCAGAUACCACGGUCUCUUCGUCAGCACAAUUCCUGGAGAAACUCAAAGGGUUAAGUUCCCAUCCAAAUGAUGUCAUGGUAUCUUUUGAUGUUACAUCCCUUUGUACUUCUAUUCCCCAUGACCUGGCGAUCGAGAUACUCGAGGUUAUUCUACAAAACAAAUAUGAUGAAACGGAGAAUCGUCUUGGACGCGCCCAAGUUCUUCAGUUCCUGAAGUGCUGUCUCAGGAGGUACUUCACGUUCAACGGGACAAUCUACGAACAGGUGAAGGGCACACCAAUGGGUUCGCCGAUUUCGGGAUUCAACGCUGAGGCGGUUCUGCAACGGUUAGAGUCGCUGGACUUCCAACAUCCCAGACCGCAGUUCUGGGCUCGGUAUGUAAAUGAUUCCUUUGUCGUCAUCGAACGGGCUCAGGUGCUGACAUUCAAAGAACAUCUCAACGCCGUCUUCCCGGACAUUCAAUUUACGAUGGAGGAGGAAAAGAACAACCAGCUGGCUUUCCUGGAUGUCCUGGAAUGCCGCAAAGUUUGUUGUGGACUAAAGACCAAAGUGUUCAGGAAAGUGACAAAUACGAUGCAACUACUGAACUUCAACAGCAACCACCCAAUCAGCCACAAACGCAGUUGUGUAAGAACGCUCUAUCGGCGUGUCGAAACGCACUGCAUUGAGCCGGAAGAGAAGAAUGUCGAACUAAAUUUCCCAGACGGGUCUUCAAAGAUAAUGGCUACCCGCUCAACUUCGUCAACCGUGCAUACGCAAAAUGGACGAAAUGCCCAACCGGACACACAUGCAAGUUCGACGAGAUCGCAAAUCUCGCAAGAGGUGACAACCGCGGGAGCCGGCAGCUACUGGAAUCAUGGUUUACUGGCCCCUUGUCCAUUAACAAGUGCAAUGUUCUUACCCUUCCAUACUCGGUGCUGAGACUUCGCCUAAGCGGACUAAUUAGCCACGUGGGGAGCGCACAGGUGAGCACUUUUCCCAACACCAGGGUCAGUGCGUCAGAUGGUCGAGCAAUCAUCACACCAAAAUCCAACGCACGUGAUAAGAUUGCAGUCAUAAACGACGCAAAUGUCGGCCAUCAAACAGUUAUCACACCAUGUGCAACGACCCCUGAUGAAUGGGGGAGCCGUUAACAUUCAUGGGUAUGCGGUAGCAUGGCGACAGCAUCCUAUAAAUACUGCAGCCCUUUGUGCAUGUACCACCCGUAUCUGCUUUUGUCUCAGAUGAUGGGUUCGAGCAGGAAUCCGAAACGUCAUAAUUAUAGAGUUCUUGUCCCAACGAUUGUGUCUCCUUUUUUAAAAUUUGCUUUAUGUUCGUUUUUUUUUAUUAACGCGCUCAUUUCCGUUGCCAUGCGUAAAUCAACCAUAAGGUUUUUAGUAGAUUCUAGACAAUUGCUGUGUUUCCUUUAAUUUCAUCACCAUUUCCGUAUCACAUGAUGCACAUUCCACCGACAGUUAUGUGCGGUCCUUCAAUUUACCCUUGCGAAAAAUGUGCACAAAUAUCUCUUCUUUUAAGUUUUUUUGAAGUAAUGCCCUUGAUUUCCAAAUGUUUUGAACAAGAACGUCUUCUCUGAAUUUGAGCCAUAUUUUUAAUCCUCGAGUAAUUCCGAACCUGUCUUGGAUUUGGACUUGUGCUUCGUGUUUCAAACGACAAGCCGUGGACUUUCUAUCUAAGUCAAACCAUGUGUUCCUUUAUGCUAUUUCGCAAUAAAUGUGGACAGAAUUAUAUGCUUUUUAAGGGUUAGUAGUAAAUAGUCAGACAUGCUACUACUUGAUGAGACAUUGUAUGGUCUAAACGCUCCAUAAAAAUACAUGUUUAAAAAGAAAAAUUCUUUUCUUAAUAGUAAAGAUGUUAUAAAAAGUCACGGUUUCCUGCAAAAUGAGCACAAACGGGGAUAUUUUUAUGUUUGCCUUCUAUGAAAUUUGCUUGGAUUUAUGAGGGCGACGACAAUCAGCAAGAAAUCAUAAUAAUUUUGCUUCUACUUUUGGGGGAUGUGAUGUUUGCAGACGGACGGGAAGGGGAGCACUAAAAAACCGGCAUAUUGACAUCAGGGCGAUAUCUUGGGAUUAUUUUGUAUGAAAUUCAACCUGGGGAACUGCCCCAUGCGUGAAAAAUGUAUCUAAACUACUCGAAAGACAAUUUUAAAAAUGCACACCAGUCGGCAACUACCUUGCACACACAAAGGUUGUGCAGGGUUGGCUACCUCGAAAGGAAAGGUAUUGUCUACAAAACCCCAUGCUCUAGUUGUGAUGCCGUCUAUUGUGGUCAGACUGGGAAAUCUGCCUCUUCCCGUAUACAUGAACAUCAGUUAGCGGUAAAGAAGCGCCACCAUCUAUCCAGGUAACCAUGCAUGCACUGAACAGUGGGCACAAAUUUGCAUGGGAAAACAUUCGCAUGGUUGGCGCCUGCCCAAUAAGGAAAGGCCGCGAAUUCCUGGAGGCAAUUCACUCAGACGAGGCAUGGAUCAACCGGCAUAUCGAUUUAGAUACCACACACAAAACCGUUAAGGACAGAUUCAAACUGACUCAACCAAUCCCGAGAAGAUGAUCUUAACUAAUCAUAGAAUCCUCUUGUCGGACUGGGUCUAGAAGUCAAUUGUUUUUGCACGCCCCUUGUCUGAAGACGAGCUGGGGAACCGGUCUCGAAAAUUAACACAAUAAAAUUUACUGUUCCCCAAAGAAUUCCAUCUUCCUAAAGAGAUAUAUAUAUUGAAAGACAGGCACCCCAUGAUAUUUAGUAAGGAAGCUAAAAUUUCCGCAAAUAUAUAUGAAAAAUAGAUGAGGUUCUUCGGAAAAGUCCAGUUGUACUCGUGAACUUUUGAGCUUGUGACACCAGACGAAAUGAAAAACAAGGGAGAAUGUUAGAUUGUCCCAGUAGAUCGACUGGUGUAAAAGGGCAGACAGACGACCGACGUGUGAGGGGGGAGCUCUCGAAUUAAAGCCACCAUCAAGGAUGCAAGAUUGAAGAAGAGACUUGAUCUCCGGAAGAAACUCCAAUCACUUCUCCGUCCUACGAACGAAGGUAAUUUGACCACGAGAGUUACAAACCUAUCGAAGAGGAGUCUCUCACCUGCGGUAAUCAUCCUCCUAUCAAGGGAAUAGGAUUUAAUCAUACGGAUGCCACACCUACCGACUUCCUAGCUGGGCUUGAGUCCAUGCUACUGGCUUCCAACCUUCUGGAAGAUAUGUGCGUGAAGUUUCGAAGCUGCGCCCCCGGUAUUCUCAGACAAAAAAGACACAAACAAAAUCUACCGGCCAAAGAAGCGCAAGGAUUACGAUCAUUAAAGUCGGAUCACAGUAUUGUUGUUGUUCCCGCUGACAAGGGUGGCGCUGCUGUCAUCAUGAACAAAAUUAAAUACCUUAACAAGGCGAAUAAAAUCUUCAGUGACAUGGGGGCCUAUAUCCUUCUCGCCGAUGACCCGACGAAAAGGCAAGCCGCAGCAAUCAAGAAGAAGGUUAAUGAGCUCGCUCGUCUGAACGUUAUCUGUCCAGAUGACGCUAAGUUGAAAAUCCUCAGUGAUCCCCACAUCACACACGCGUAUGGCCUCCCAAAAGUGCACAAAGUGGAUGUCCCUCUGAGGAUUAUAGUGCCACUCAUCGGAUCACCCACGUACAAUAUAGCUAAGUGGUUAUACAGUCAUCUGAGGCGGCUCAGUCAUGGAUCGGACUACAGCAUUAACAACUCUCAAGCAUUCCUCCGCAGGAUUAAGGUCUCAAAGUAAGUACUGAUGAAUGCUUCCUGUCCUUUGACAUCGUUGCCUUGUUUUCUUCCAUACAACAUGAUUUGGAAAUCAGAUGCGUAACCCAACGCCUACAGAACAAUCCUAUUGAGAUCCCAACGCAGCACGUUACAGGAACUGCUAAAUCUGUGCCUUAGGAAUUAUUGUUAAUUCGAUCCUAGAUAGUACCAACAGGUAAAGCGAACGCCGAUGGGCUCUCCAAUAUCAGGACUGCUCGCCGAACUAAUGUUGCAGCGACUAGAAGGGGUGCUUUUCCAAACUAUCAUGCCAAAACUAUGGCUUCGCUACUUUGAUGACACCUUUGCCAUAAUAAAGAACUGCGAAGUCGAAAGGCUUCACCAAAGACUUAAUGACGUCUUACCAGCCAUACAGUCUACCCGCGAAGAGGGAUCGCGUGUUCGAGCCUCGUGUGUUCCAAACUUCGGGUUUGGGUAUGACUGGCUGACGACGGCUGUUAAGCCACAAAUGACCGUUCGAGCCUCCCUUGUCUCUGUCGGUAAAACUAUUCUGCCUAUAUAUAUUCAAUCAGGAAUGUAUAUACAUCUCUAAACGCCCGCUAAUUCUCGAUGUGGUGAAACAACCCACCAUCCUCAUUGAUGAAAGAUUAUACACUGAUUCGAAAACUAUAGACUAACGAAAGUUCUAUUUUAGCAAUGCGGGUUCCUUUUUGUCAAUCGUCUGAAGGGCUCAAAAUUGCUCAUAUUUGCGGAAUCCUUAAGAGCUAUUUUUAAAUACAAAUUUGAUGUGCCUGUUCCCUCCCCAGAAUCCAUGUCAGAAACACUCGCUUAAUCUAUCAGUAGAAAAUAUGUUCUCUAUACACAAAGUGAUCUACUCUCAAGGUUGAUAAACGACGUUUGGAAGAAUGCUGAAUGGACGAUAAUUAGAUCACCACGGCUGAAUUUGUUUCCCCACCCGAAACGCAGCUGAGGGUUUCGAACGACGGUUGACGGGUUGUGUCACUUAGCUCACCUAUUUACCUUUCGUUGACAACCCCACAGCGUCCAAGCAUCGCUGCUCCCGCCUUCUUCGGCAUGUUUAAAAAUUUAUGUCUUGCGAACACUCCUGCCGCUAUAGUGCGUAUUUUUGAUAGCCCUUUGAGUGGGAUGUGAGUUGGUUGCAUCCUUAACGAUAAACAGCGAGAGCACGAGAGGGAGUGGAGGAUGGAACGCAAGGUCCAUAAGUUGUACUCCACAUCCGAUAGAAUUAGAUGUAGCUGAAGUAGACAAACAGGACAGGAGUAUAUGGCACCAAAAAAUUUGGGGACGGCCCGUCAGUUGCGUCCUGUCUAUUCAUAACAUAGAUAACGAGUGGUAAUAAUACAACAGAUUUGAAUUCGUGCAGAAUAUCAAUGGAGAAACAACAAGGUCAUAGUUUUGGGAAAAACUGGCUAAUCGACAAAGUUAGUAACCCAAACACCGUACAGGAAGAAUGGUAUAAAAAGGGGGCGUUCACGAGUAAAAAGAGAGGGGAGGUGAAAAUCGUGGAGCUAUAGGCUACCAUGGCAAUGUUAAGCUAACCACUUGUUCCAAAUAUUUACAAAAUCUGGUUUCACCCGCCAUAUGUAGGCCGUCUCUAGGUUACGCAAUGAUCGAGUUGUUCGUGCCCGAACAAGAACUCGGAAGGAAAUUUCGGGGCCGACGGAGUGACCACUAUCAAGCAGAUGUUUCGUAAUGGAGGAACGGGGGAUUUUAUUUUCUUGCUUUAGGAGCCAUCUGGACAGGUGCUCAAUAGAACUGGCUGCCAACUGCCUUUGCGUUCGCCCAAUGUACUUGCAUCCGCAAGUGCAUGUGAAUUCAUAAACAAAAUUUGAAGUGACGUGCUUUGGCAAGGCAUCCUUCGUCUGUGGAAUCGGAAGAGCUCGGCUACAUUGUAUGUCUUUUCAACGGUCAAACCCAGCCGUCGUUUUAUAGUAUUUAAAAUAUUGUCGCCCUUAAAGGGCAAAGAUAUAAAGACGGCCUUUUUCGGAACUGAAUGUUCUCUCAAUUUUGGCCGCGUAGAGUUACUAUACUUGUAGAUGAAAGGUGCAGGAUAUCUUCGCUUAAGCAGAGUUUCCUUGAGGCGUGCAAAUUCUGCAUUACUUUUUUGCAAGAGUUCAAAUCUGUUGUAUUCUUCUCACUCGUUAUCUAUGUUAUGAAGCGACAGGACGCAGCUUACGAGCCGUCACGAAAUUUUUUGGCACCAUUAAAACCUGCCCUGCUUGCCUACUUCAGCUUCGUACCGGAGACAAAACGCUUCAAAUUAGAUGUAGGGCUAGUGAGAACUUUACUAUGCAAACCAAAUAAAUUCAAACUGGCGAUUUGAUCAACAAGCUCAGAAAUUUGCACGCCUAGAAAGACGUGUCGGGUUGCCUCUGGCAACACAGACUUUGGUAAUGCAUUUAAACAAAGACAAAUGUGAAAAUAUGGCCAGGGUGAUGAACUGUUUUGUUCUUAGAAGGCCAUCUCGAUCGCGAAAGUAACCUGCAAUGUGGGCGAUGACUUUCUGGCUAAUGACUGUGGAAGUAGUCUUCCCCAGAGCGUGAAGGACGGCUCUUUCUGUGUCAGGACGGAUAUUCUGCGAAACUUUAUCCUGCUCGAAUGCGGAACCGUCUCCUAGUUUCGAAGUCGCCCAUAAAUCUUAAGCAAACUGCGACGAGCUGGACGGAGACAAGCGACAUUUCACAGAUGUCUUUGUUAUUUUAAUAAGACCGAGGGGGCGGGGAGAUGGCGGACUUAUUGGCAUUAAGGCCAUCAUGGAUAUGGUGUAGGCAAGGGUAAAAAUUGGCUCCAUUUACUAUGCGCAGUAAAAAAGUUAAUAGAUUAUUCCAAAGUCAAAAGUUUAACACAAAAGGAAGGAUUAUUAUGUGGACAGUUCAAGUAUUAGCUUCUUCAUUUCUAUCUCUUUACACAUAAGACAGCGCGCCAGGAAUGGCAAUACGGACGCUCAAAAAGCCGAUGUGCGACCAGACAUAAGUCAGAAGCCGCGGAGCAUCGGGUGGUAAGACUUCACAGAAAUAAGAUCACAAUGCAAGGGACGAGGCAACGUCAUCUAUAAUCCGACCAGCAAAUUUCUUGACCGUAAUGAAAUGUCGUUGUCGAGAAAUAUCGAUUAAAAAAGAUAGGAAACACCAGAGGUAGCUGAGAGUAUUCAGAAAACUCGUUUUAAAAUUAAAAAAUAUUUUCUUACAAAGCAGGAAAAAUGACAGGAGAGCAGUAUAAGACAAGAGGAAGAAUGCAGGCAUCGAUGAAUCGCCAGACUAAGGGUUGGGGUGUGUGGUAGGAUCUUGAACGGCAAAUUUAAUAAAGACGUUUACGAAAUUUAGUAAAUAGGGAGUCAAUAUGGACGGAAAAUGAAUGACAAAGCAACGCCAAGGUACCUGAAAGAGGAUAUUUCGUUAGGAAGGAUGUCAGAGGAUUUAGGACUAGGAGAGGGCCGCAGUCGAAAAUACGCUAAAAUGAUUUUUGGUUGUGUGGAAGACUUGCAGGGUGGCGGAUCGCUGUCGUUUCAGAAGAACCUACUUUUAAAAAUUUGCUACAAAUACAAACUCGCGUAGUAAAUGAACCUGGCCAUUCACCCGUAAGAUCCGGUCAGUCUCAAACCCUGACAGACUGCGAUUCGACCAGUCGCUCCUGAUCCAAAAUGCAGCUCUCCGUAGCUGGAACUCAAGAAGCCAUUCUGCCUUCUGACUGGCUUGUCGUCACGCGAUUGUUGCGUUACCAGUUUCCUCUUUUCCACUUGAAAAACUCCCCUACUCUUGCAUUUAUAGUGCCGACACGGCCAUCCGUGCGGUCCGCACUCCGCGUCCGCCCAUCUGUUGACACAGCAGGACUAAAUCGUGGAGAAAAUGGGUAAAAACAACGCGUUCCCGCUCCCCCCCCCCCCUCCGGCCGUCCACUCCGUUGCGUCACAUGUCGGGGGAGGGGACAAGAAGGGUUAGGAGGGUUACACCGCCUAUAGCUGCGGACGAGUUUUUGCUCGCGUGGUUGGACGGGAGGUGAGGAGGCUGCCAGCAGGCAGGCUGCUUUAACGUGUCCAAUUUCUCGUUCGCCCCAAAGCGAACUGUUCCGGUGGGACAUGGCUCAGAUCUAGGAUGUGCCGAAGUUCCUAGAAAACCCCAACUGCAGUUUUAAAAAGUUUAGGAGCUGUUUCAUGACGGAUAAACUAGCUGCGCACUUCUAGGCUAAAUUAUGUCCAUCCGGAUGGUGACUCUUUGACUACUUUGCGGAUGACUUGUACAGUUUACAGUUGAGUAAACUGGCCACAAGAAUAGUGCGCGGUUUUUUUGCUAAUUUGCGAUGCUUGCAUACUUACGGUCCAAAUUCACGGAAGAGACGUCGGUAAUUUUAACGUUGUCUACUCAUCUUGCGGGAAAUUUAUUUUAACAUAGAGUUUUCGAAGGGGGGUGUGUGGAUUUAUUCUAAAAAAGUCCGUUAUUGCCGAUUGUUUUCAUUCUUCCGCCAUGUGUGGCAGGUUUAUGUCUCUGGUUGGAAAUGUACCGAGAUUUUGAUUUUUUGAAUGAGGCAAUUAGUAAGUAAUAUGCAGAAACGGUUUAGAUUUACCUACUUUGUGAUUUAGGUGAUCUAGUGUGGGUGUUAACUCGAUUGUAUUGCACCACGAUUCGUGCAAGAAGCAGCCAGACGUUUCAAAUUUUUGUUAAUAUCAGUGUGCAGAACGGAAUGCAGUAGUAAAGCACUCCUUAAAAAAUGUGCUUAAUACUGAAAGUUGUCCAACUGAUCGAAAGUAUAUUCGACGUUGACUUUUGUUGUGGACGUUCAUUUUGCAUAGCGACGACGUUUCCUAUUUGAGUGAGUCUUCAAAUACGACUCAAAUGAUCUUCGAAAUAAAAGAGGACAUUUAAUCACCCAAAACCUCUGUAAUUGCCUUCAAGAAGAAUUUAAGUUUAAGGGUUUUAUCAGACACAUGAUAAAGGAUCUGUUCUUAUAGUCGGCCGACUGAAAAUACUAGAAAUGAUUAAGCAUCUAGCGAUAUUUUAAGACCGACCUAAUACGCAGUGUCAUCCAGAACAAACGAAAGCACGAAGUAAUUUCUUGGAAGAACCCUUCUCGUUCUUUAGACAGAAUGGCAUGUUUAAAAUAAUAGAACGUGCUUCCUCGGUUGUGCCGUGUGGACCCUACUAGAACCAUCAUGUAUAUCUAUAUAUAAUGGUGGAAGGACGCUCACCGAUCGUUUUUACGGAACUCACUCCUUCCAUUGUGCCUAACGGGCUCUCUCUCGAGCUAAAGCAACAGCUGCACGGCAGCGCAUGAUGUAGGCAGAAUGGCAUUAUCGACAAAGACAAGGGUAAUGUCAUUCUGCAUAUACAUAUAUAUGGAUAUAGGCAAAAGUUCUGACCCCACGUCAGAUGAAUAACAUUUCUUCAUCAUAGAUCGCCUCGUCUUUCUCUUCCAUAUAUAUAUAGUAGAUCAGAGGUGUUAUGCAUACCGAGUCGAUAUAAUGAAAACAGGUGAGGUUCUUCGGAAAAAUCGAGUUGUACGCGAUGAGGCACGACAGAGAAGGCGGGUAGACUGUUUCGAGAUUAUUUUGCCUUCAUUCAGCCAAUCAUAACCCUGAUCAACAGCUGAGACCAACAAAACAAGCAUGCGCACUGACACACAUAGUGCUGCUGGUCCAUUACUGGGGUUCAACAGAUGGGUCAUAAGCACUUUAUCGAACCGAAGUUCAUCAGUGCCUCAUCACCUGUCAUCCUCUGUCACUGCAGAUGUAUGCGUCAUAUAUGUGAUAGGUGUGUGCUCACAGAUCAAGUUACGUGACAUGCUCGUCCUGUUGUGUGUAGAACCUCAACAGAAGUCCCCAGCAGAAGGGGGUUGCUGAUAGAGACAGAGGAGGCCACUUCUAGCUCAUCAACCUUCGUUAGUCAGCCCUUCCCACAUCCACGUUUUGUAGGACCCGUUUACAGAGCCCGGACACCUUGGCUAUCGAGAGGUGAACUUAAUAACGCUAGGUAACCAAGGGCGCGGAUUCAAGGCUCACAUGCUCAAACCCUGCGAUAAGGCAUGACUGGCGGACAAUGGCCAAUAAGCCGGAAGUAGCCAUACCCGUCUCCUGUCGGUAUUCUUCUUUCGUAUAUAUUGCCCAUCGCUUUGUGACUAUGCCGGAAGGUGUGAAGGGGAGAGCGCUUCCCGUUACCCAAUAGUUAAAGGCGCUGCCAACUUUUAUCUAAACAUAUGCAUUAACAGAUCAGGAAAUAAAAUAUCUCCAGGUAAUAGACCGAAAUAAGACGGGUGAGUGAUAUUAUAGCUCACUGUUUUAUUUCUGCCAAGUUUAGGACUUUCCCUUGAGCCCAUUUUCACUUACCAUUCAAACACCCCCAUACCUUAAUCUGGGCCACUGAUUUAUUCUUGCAGGUCAAGUGACCAGUUGGCAGAUUUGCAUGUCUGUUUACUAUGACGCCGGUUAGGUGCUACCCACCUCAUAGUUGGUGCGAGAGCCAGUCAUCCGAUGGGCAGGAGGUCGCUAUAUCGUGUCCUUUGGGGGACCAAUGAGCGACCACCAAUAACACCUCAUUCUUUCCUAUUAUUUUUUCUGCGCUUGUUUAUUGGUUUCAUCAAGGUAAUGAGUUCUGCGGCAGUUCCAUUCGACCGGGAAAGUAACCUCGAACUUUUAUUCGGUCGGUAGAGGGAUCCUUUAAAUUCAUGUCCCGUUAGCGAAUUGUCGCAUCCGAUCUGCGUGAGAUUGCAGUUCCCACUUCGCCAACUGAUAUUGUGCAGUCUCUGAAUUCACCAGCAAUAUAUGACAUGGUAGGUGUACACUUUGUUCUCACUUUGCUCUCGAUAAGGCCAUCGGACCUAUUUUGACUGUAUGUCUUUAUCUUCCUUUGAAAUCGGGCCUGAAUGUGGCUUCAGAACCAAUUUUGGACCCAAAAUCAUCUCUCACGCAUUCCGGCAUCCACAAGAAGCUACUAAUUACCAAGAUCACACUUGAUUUGUCACAGACUUAACAUUUACCCGUCCCCUGAUUCAAACUGCGUAGUUUAUUUGCCCUUCCCAUGAAUUUAGGUGGCAGUUUGAUGCCCAGUUAAACCUAGCUAGCUGUACUUUUGCAGGCUAUUGCAGGGCAAGGUGGCUGUCGGUAUUACACAGUUAAAAGCUGAAGCUCUUGGCAAAUGAACGGGGGCUUUUUUGGCUUUGAUAUGCUUGGCCAAUAUUUACAAGACCGUUUUUUUCAAAGCUCGCCAUUUACUCCAGAAUUUUGCCAGUGGGUGUGCCUAGCCAGGACGCCAACCCUGUUUUUUCGACCAUGUGGAAAAUUCUAGAAUAGCGUAUAGGCACCCUUCUGACCAAAUGUCCUCCAAAAUCAAUAGGAUUUCAGUCGGGAUCUAAAGUGCCCCGGACACACAGACUGACGUCAAAGCGUCAAAAUUGGGUAAAUCGCAGGAUAAUGCGACAAGUGAUCACUGAAAAAGAUUUAAAUGUGAUCAUACCUAUCAGAGUACAUUAAUUCAGUCCAUUUAAACUUUAAAUGCUUCACGGUACUGACGGCACUGGUACUAGCCAGAAACGAAGUCACAUUUUUUGUCGAUUUAUGUCGAUGCAUGAGGCAGUUACGAAGGGUUCGUCCAAUCACCGUGGUAUCCCCCAGAAUGCCCUAUGUGCUUUCUGUUAUAUGCCUUAUUUUUCAAUAUUGAGUUCCUUUUUUUUACUUUCGACAGGAGUAAAUAUACGAAUUUGGUGAAAAUGCCUCCGGAUAAACGCUUUCAUGCUCGACCUGAAAACCGAGAAGAAUAUGUGAGCUGGACUCCAUCAAUGCUGGUGAAGUGGUCUAGAAAUAUUCACAAGAUGUCAACAGGCAUUCAGUAGUAUGCAAAUCCGACAGUUCGACCGUCGUUGCCGACAAUGUACACCGUGUGCUCCACAGUAGGGUGAGAACAAGUACAGUGACCUGCGCGCGCAUUGGUUUAUGGUGGUAGUAGACUUACGCAGGACCUAACGCACUCUGUCCUUCACCUCGGCUCGGUGUCAAAACAUGGUCAAGAAGACUGGGGGCACAGCUGGCUGGCACAGUCGGGUCCGGACCUAGGCAUGCCACCACAUUCCCUGGUCUACAUCAAACACUUGAACAGGAUUUUAGCCAUCACGAAAAUCGGCCAGAUGGAGAAGAAUGACACAAGUCCCGGGAAACAAUUCUCACGACCUGUCGGCGCACAGAAGGCUGCGAGGACCAUGAUUCGCCGAAUCAUGGCAUAACAGACUAAUACAGUCCUUAGGUACCAGAAGGGUGGGACGAAGCCUGCACUUAGCUUGGUUCGGGUGGCCAGUUAGUCGGCAACUAAGAGGCACUACCCAUUAAGUAACACAUGCUUCAGAAGAAGAAGGGGAUGCGAUCGCUGGAACAGGAAGUUUAUCAGUCUAACUUUUCGAAUUAUCAUUGGAUACCAUCAUGAGAGACAGUUGAAGAUAAAGGUAGUGGAGGCACCAAGACUGCAGUAUUAAUAGUACGUAGUUGCCGUGGGGCCACAUGUGUUUUCUUGUAAUUUAGUAACCUUUUCUUUCGUUUCCCUGCAAUACGUCUCAACCGAAGACAAAGUUGUUGAGUUAAAAUAUCUUCGACGGGUACUAAGAACCAAUGGCUACCCGCGCAAUUUUGUCAACCAAUUCGUACGCAAGCAAGACCAGUAACGAAACUCCACCGACCCUUAAUUUUGGUGAGCGUUUCCGUACGUCAGAAACGGCUCGGAAGCCGUCAGUUGCCUUCUCACUCCACUUGAAGUUGGGGUUUCACACAGGUCGAAAGCAACCAUCAGGCACCAAGUCAUGAGGACGAAAGACCCGCCGCCACGUCGGGAAACCUCCGGAAUCGUUUACCGGAUAUGGUACAGUGGCGGACAGAGCAACUAAGUUGGAGAAACCAAGAGAUUACUCCGUAAGCGGAUGGCUGAGCACGCAGCGACGGUAAGGAAGAAAGAUGUUAGCACUCAGGUGGCGGCACAUUCGACGGAACCCGGCCAUAUUUCCAAGUUUCAAGAGGCCGAAAUCCUCGCAAGAGCUGACAACCGCGUGAACAGCGAGCUGCCCGAAUCAUGGUUCUUAGGCCCGCAAUCCAUCAGUAAAUGCAGUGACCUCGCAGUACUAUAUUCGCUGCUGAGACACUCCCUGAACAGACGAAUCAUUCACAUGGAGAGUGUGGCAGUUAACUACUCUGACCCCGAACGACGAACCAUCAUUGCCUCAAUCACGACCCCCAACGACGAUCGUAAGGGCUGUAAAUUAUAGCACCCAUGUGGUCCCACGGCAACUACGUACUAUAAAUACUUCAGUCCUUGUGCCUUCAUCGUCUUUAUCUGCAACUGUCUCUGAUGAUGGUAUGCAGUGAGAAUCCGAAACGUCAGGCCAAUAAACUUCUUUUUCCAGCGACCGCAUCUCCCUUUUCUGAACUGCUUCUUGGAACUUGCCUGUUCGCUCCUUUUGGUAGCACACAAUCCUCACAUACGUGAGGAUGCCCGUGGUCACGUUAAAACGGAGCCGUUGCAGUCUGACUCUCGGACUACCCGUCCGCCACUCCACACAAACACACACCACUGGGCGGACUGCGUGGACUCAGUCUUUCUUGUGUCGUCACAAUCAAACUCCGAUGCCUUUAAUUUGGUUGUUCUACGAACUGACAAGUACAACCUUUCGUUGACACCAAACAGAAUAAGUGCAGUCUUAGUUGGUGUUCUAAUCGGACGUUUAGAGUAAUUUAGUUCUGUGUCGGGAAGAUACGAGCAAUGGUGAUAAUAGUAGGUUGGGGGACUGGGUGAGGUAUCUCAGGAAACAUUAACAAAAAUUCUAAAAAUUGUGCUUUGGCUAAAAAGAAUUACUUAGGCGGGUCUGAAGGAUUAUUCAUCGUGCAGAAUAAUCGCACGAUAUUUCAGUCACGCCAUGCGGUGGACUUUUAAGUGCAUCUCUUUCCAGCCGUCUGCAGACAUCACAUCUCAAAAAAGACCACCUAAUUAGUAUGAUUUUUAAAAUUUACUUUCAGUACUCCUAUAAUUUUAGACAUAUUCUAUGAUAAGCAUGCAUAAAGACAUAAUUCACUGCACUGCGUGAGUAAAAUUACUGUCUUUUAAAUUGUCUGCUGGAAGAAAUGAAGGCCCUGGGUUUCAGGAAUGUUUUUAGCCAUGGAAUUUUAUAAAACCAUAAGAUAUUUGUUCAGAUAGCAUUGCGGCUGUACGUCUAUUGAACUUCCUCAUGAUGUUUAUACCGUGGAAAAUAGCCAUUGCAAAGCUGGGUAAAUCCUAUAGGAAACUUUCUUCAAUAACAUACAAAUGAGUGGUUUUCUUUAACUAGGAAGUUUACGGCCUGUUAUUUUGAAAUCCUAACACAUCUGCAAAGUCGGGUUUGGUUCAAAACUGUUUGGGAUUAGGAAAACCUCUUGAAAAAACUCAAGGUUACCUUUUUGCAGAUUUCGCACAUGAAGAUAACAUAAUUCCUUGCAAAAUGAGCAUAGGAAUGCAUUCCUUUGUUACAUAGAAUAUGCUUUAGUUUGAAAGGCGUUUUAAUAUCAAGGGGAAAAUUCCAUAUUGCAUAAGCAGUCACUUUUUCACUUUGCUUGAUUUUCGCGGACACCCAGAUGCCAGGACGCCCAAUCAAAAUUCAACAGUUUGGUAUUAUGUUGCUAAAUCAUCAACUGUGCAACACCCACUAAAGUAAUCCCUUCAUGCCGAAACAACAUUCCGGAAUUUCAACCAGUCUUCUAUGAGAUACGUCACAUACUUCUCCUGCUUAACCUCACCUGUAUCCUCCGCACGCUGAAUUAAAUAUCUUCUUCAGUCCCCAGUUUGAUUCAUAUGAGGACGACUGUGUAUGGUUUACUGUCUUCACAAAAACCGCAGCGGAAAUCACUUCUUCAUAUUAAUAAAAAGUGAGCAGUAGUUGUGCGACACGAAGAUUAAUUUUAUGAAUGUACCGUCUGGUCGGCAGCAUGUUUUCUGUGCAAACACCUUUCUCAAGAGGUAAAUGCGACCCCUGAGUAUGAAGGGCAGACUGAUUAUUUUAGCGCGUAUUUAUGAAGAUAAUGUUUUGCUGCCGAAGGGCUUCUUUUUCUGGAGAUUCGUUAAAAAGUUCGGGAGAUCAGAAUAGCCUAUUUCAGUCUGAUUUGAUGCCUCCGACCGGCCGUACCUCUAUUCCGAGCGAAAGCGAACAAGAGGUUUAAUUUAUAGUGGUAUUUUUUUAAAUGCAAAUUGAAAACAGUCGCGGAACAUCAAACUGUCCUAUAUUAUCCACGCAUGGAACUGGGCUACAGCUUCCUAACAAAGGCAACUAUAUCCAUACGGUUAUUCCCGCCUUCACCCAUAGCCCAACCAACCAGUACAAGCUACCCGUUCGGCGACCCCCUGUGACACAGUAGGCCAAAGACUUGCAGCAAAGCGCGAGACUGAAAUGUUGCCGAAUGUUAUUACAGACUGCUGAUUGGGAUCGAGAGAGAGCUUGUACAACCCAACGGAAUGAGUGAGUUCCGUAGAAAUGAUCGGUGAGCGUCCAUCUACCAUUGAAAUUUUACUCUGUGGUCAAGCCGAGUUAACAGGAUUCGUCCCCGUCGCCACUCAGAGAUGGUCAUCCGGCCAAUGAAGCCCACUAUAUUAUGUCCUUCACAAGAUGGGAUUCUAGUUCAAGCCCUUGCAAAAGCUUCCUACCACUCUCAUCUGACAUCUAUGGAGAUCGACUGGGGAAGGCCGUGGACACUAAAGGACCAGGCAUACUAGUGUAGAUCAGUUCACGCGUAGUAAGCGGCCCUGAGGAAAUUAGGAGACGGUGAGUCUGAAGGAGCCGACUGAUUCUAUGGCAUAAUUUUAGCCUCCACGAGACGACAGUGAGCAUAGAUGGCACAUUCGUUGUGGUUUCGCUGUGUUUGCGUGUGUCUCCUCCUCCGCUCCCUCCUCCUCCUCCUCCUUUGCUGCAACGACGGCCGCUCAGGCGACCAUCUCGCCCAUCACCAACCCUGGUACAACCUCCGACACCACCCCCACUACCUUCGACUCCAGUGAUGAGGAUCAGGACUAUACCUGCCUUCACUGCGACCGCACCUUCACCUCGCACAUCGGCCUGGUCGGUCACUUGCGAAUCAAUCGCACAGAGGCUGGCGAACCAGUGCCUGGAGCACCAACCUACACACAUUGCACUCGCCUCCACUGCCCACACUGUCCUCUCACCUUCACGCAUCUCAUGGAUCUCUUCGGCCACAUGCGCAUCCACGACGACCUGCGGUAG
Molecule: messenger RNA, 16047 nt
Organism: Spirometra erinaceieuropaei
Lineage: Eukaryota; Metazoa; Platyhelminthes; Cestoda; Diphyllobothriidea; Diphyllobothriidae
Source: the annotation of a GenBank genome assembly